AUGAACAAAAUUAGAGAUGGAUCGUCAAUUCUAAUGGAUAUUAGACAAGACAAUACAAUAAAAAUGUUCUCUGAUAUCAAAACCCAGUCUAUAUUACUAAAAGAUCAAAUUAACCUAAUAAAGAAAAAUUUGGGAAACCUCAAAGAACAGCUUUUAAAGAAGAGAACAAAAUAUGGAUAUGAUCUAAGCCCAAAAGAUAGCAAAAAUUACUUUGAUAAACAGAUACUAAAUGUCUGAAAAUUGACCAGACAACUGAUAAGAAUAUUUCUUAGAGAACGAAAUCAAGAUGAAAAUGGAUUAGAUGUUGGACAUUUUAGUCGCGUUACUCAAUGGCAAACAUAUGAUGAAUCAAACAGGGAUCUUAAAAAUGAACUUAUUUCUCCUAAACAGAAAGCUCUAUCAAAGCUUGCCCAAAUAGGCAAUCUAGUAUCUGUAAUUGACAAUUUCAAUGUGACUUCGACAAGUUUCCUUAAAGAUUUUCAAACUUAUGGGAAAUAAGGUGACUAUGUACAAAGAUCUCUACAAUAUGUUCAGACUAAUGUACAAACUACGGAAUCUCAUAAUCCAGCUGCAGACCUACUGAAGCAAGGUAAUCUGCUGUAACUUCAAGAGCAAGAUAGAUAUUCGCAUUUUGGAGAACCCAGAACUAAAGAGAAUAGUCUCUAGAAACAAGAAUAGCUCAGUGAUAUAAAGCCAAUGGAUGAGUAUGAAGUAGGCAAAAUUAGCUAUUUUUUGAGAAACAAAAUGUGCAUUCUACCCAAGCUAAAGGAGAAAUAAGAUCUUAAAAACCCAAAGGAUGAGAAGCAAGGAGUUAGUCCUUGAAAUAGACUCUGAAUCAUCUUGUUCUGAGAGAAUGAUCGAUCACAAAAUAAAAGAAGACAUAAGAGCCAGAUUAUUAUCAAAGACAUACCAAAUCCUCAUCAAAAAGCAAAUUUAUUAAUUAAUCAAUAGGAUUCUCAAGGAAGAAUUAACUUCAAGUUUGGCAAUAACUCAAUCUCCCGGCCUCACAUAGUCGAUAUCCAUACAGUAAAAGCUUUAAAAGCAGGUCUUAUGCUAUGUAGUUCAAACACCAUUCAAAAACUAUCAAGCGACCGUCAUCUCCAAAGCAGUAUCUCCAGAACUACCGUCCAGAGACCUGUUUUUCCCAAAAACCCGCACCGGAGACGCUACAGCUCCAAUGCUCCACCCCAAAACCCCAUCUCACAGGCAUACCGCAACCGGGUCCCUCUGAACCCACCUGGAACUCAGCCUGUUCCUCAAAGAUUCCAGCUUAAGCAGUCAAUUUAAAAUUUGUAGAAUUUUUGAGA
Moneuplotes crassus is the source of this 1307-nucleotide messenger RNA. The record is from the annotation of a GenBank genome assembly. Lineage: Eukaryota; Ciliophora; Spirotrichea; Euplotida; Euplotidae.